Messenger RNA from Cladophialophora yegresii CBS 114405, 807 nucleotides. RefSeq lists its product as uncharacterized. The record is from RefSeq and is a predicted model, not a curated record. The transcript is spliced from 3 exons. Lineage: Eukaryota; Fungi; Ascomycota; Eurotiomycetes; Chaetothyriales; Herpotrichiellaceae. The coding region runs from base 1 to 807 and encodes 268 amino acids.
AUGAAGUCCCUUCUCUUUGCUGUCUCCGCGUCCGUGCCCUUCGUGGCCGCCAACCCGUGGGGAUCUAACCCGUUCAUGAAGGAGCGAGGGGUCUGCGCUGCCGACAACUGUGCCAGAGCCGUGACCGGCACGAAUGCUCCGCAGCCACUAGCCACUCGUCAGGCAGACUGCUCUGCUUUCUUCAGUCCGCUGCCUACUCCAACGGUUCCAUCAUACGCUUCGGCUUGCGGUGGGAACACCCGUUACAGUAGUGCUUGCUCCUGUCUCGGAGUCGCUCAGCCGACCUACACCUGUCUCAGCUCCGCUCAAGCCGAGAACAUCGUCAAAACCUUCUCUUCCUUGUUGACUGCUCCGCAAGCACCAGACUUCGCGUUCAAGGCGACUACCCUGUUGGCGGAUGACUUCAAAGACAAUAGCGACUCCAUCAAUUUCCUCGCUGGGUAUCCUCUCGGAGGGGCUACCUUCCCCAGCAAGCAGGCCUUUAUUGCCGGUCAAGGCAGCCAGCCACCUAUUCCCACUGUGACUACCCUCGAGAUCUUCAACACCUGUAACAAGAUUGCCUGGCGAUGGGUUGCCAAAGGGAUCGGCUCGGGUCAAUACGCUGUCAAAGGGAUCGACACCUUCACGAUCAGUCCUUCGGGACAGAUCAGCGAGGUCAAUGCCGAGUUCAACAGCGGUGCUUGGGCUGCGGAUUUAGCAGGUCUGGGAGGUGCAGCCCCCUCUUCUGGCGCAAGCUCAUCGAGCAGCACGGCGUCAACUACACGUGCAGUAGCAACGACAACCACUCCAGCAGCGGCUCCAUCAUAG